This is a messenger RNA of Darwinula stevensoni, 396 nucleotides long. The record is from the annotation of a GenBank genome assembly. Lineage: Eukaryota; Metazoa; Arthropoda; Ostracoda; Podocopida; Darwinulidae.
AUGGAGAUCCCACCUGUGUUCAAAACCGUGUUUGGGUACAACGGUGUCAUCGACGGGGCGCCCCAGCCAUCCAUCGGACCUGACGGACCCAUGGAUUGGCGGACGUCCAUCUUCACACACUUUCUAAAAGAUGAUAGCAUGACCAACUCAAAUUUAAUCCGGUCAUCCGUCGUCCCCGGCAGCGAGAUCAUGAACAUCCUUGAGGAUCCAGAGACGGUGAACAAGCUAAUGACUGAGUUUCGAAACAAGGAUCUGUUCCUGUCAUCCCUCUCAAGUAACGAUACUCCGGAACAGAAGAAUGAGAUGGAGCCAUUCGUGUGGGCCCUGGUGGGUGUCUCAGCUGUGCUCUUGGUUCUCCUCAUUGCUGGUGCCUUCGUCUACUACGUCAAAUUCUCC